Molecule: messenger RNA, 2336 nt
Organism: Temnothorax curvispinosus
Lineage: Eukaryota; Metazoa; Arthropoda; Insecta; Hymenoptera; Formicidae
Gene: Nup44A
Product: nucleoporin SEH1
Exons: 6
Coding region: 118-1335 (405 amino acids)
Biological process (GO): positive regulation of TORC1 signaling; cellular response to amino acid starvation
Cellular component (GO): nuclear pore outer ring; Seh1-associated complex
Molecular function (GO): structural molecule activity; protein binding
Source: RefSeq, a predicted model, not a curated record
CCGAUCGCCGAUACGGAGCACGCUGUGUCAUAACCUUCAGCGCGUGGCGCGCGCUGUUUUUAGUAAACAAUCUCUCACGCGAGUAUAUAUACCACUUGACGUUUAUUACGAUUCGCGAUGUACGAGGCGCACAGCAUUAACGCGGAACACAAGGAUCUCAUACACGAUAUCGCCUACGACUACUAUGGGGAACGAAUGGCUACGUGCUCCAGUGAUCAAUUUGUAAAGGUUUGGGAUGAGGACGAGCAUGGAAACUGGCACUUAACUGCUUCCUGGAAAGCCCACAGCGGAUCGGUAUGGAAGGUCACUUGGGCGCACCCGGAAUUUGGUCAGGUUCUCGCCACAUGUUCAUUCGAUCGCACCGCUGCCGUUUGGGAGGAGAUUGUUGGCGAAGGCUCUGGGCCAGAAGCACGUGGCAGCAAGCAUUGGAUUAAAAGAACAAACUUAGUUGACUCACGUACCUCGGUCACGGAUGUUAAGUUUGCACCAAAGACAUUGGGCCUUCUAUUGGCUACUUGCAGCGCAGAUGGAUUCAUUCGGAUAUACGAGGCGCCAGACAUCAUGAAUUUGAGUCAGUGGACGUUACAACACGACAUCAACUGCAAACUUUCGUGUAGCUGUCUUACGUGGAAUCCAUCUCUCUCAAGAUUACAUCCGCCUAUGAUAGCAGUCGGCAGCGACGAUCCGAAUCCUACGCUUGGGGCAAAAAUCUUUAUUUACGAAUAUUCUGAGAAUAGCAGGCGUUGGGUGAAGGCCGAGACAUUGUCGAGCAUUACGGAUGCCGUUUACGACAUUGCGUUUGCUCCUAACCUAGGCAGAAAUUUCCACACCCUGGCCAUAGCUACGAAAGACGUACGGAUAGUCACUUUGAAGCCGACGGAGGAGAGUACGCAGACAGGUGUGUCUUCGCAUUUCGAAACGAAUGUAGUUGCGCAGUUCGACGAUCAUUACUGCACGGUCUGGCGCGUCAGCUGGAACUGCAUGGGAACGAUUUUAGCGAGUUCCGGCGACGACGGCUGCGUCCGAUUGUGGAAAGACAAUUUCAUUAACCAUUGGAAAUGCAUCUCUGUCCUUAAGGGAGACGGAAUUCCAGCUCAGGGUGCUGAGACGCCCGUUGUAGCGACUCCGCCGAGUUCGUCUACACCAGCUCAACAGCCGUCUACCACCAGGACUGUAAGCAUAGCCACGGUCACGGCGGAGAAGCCGACCGCUACCGUCGUCUGCAGUAACAAGUGGCAAGCGCCCGUUAUAAAGGGACGCUUUAGUAAAUCCGUGUGGCUGGGUAAUCCUAGCGAGCCGACGCCGCCGUUGCUGCCGAUUAUAGCAAAGAAAUAAUUUUGGAACUGUUUGUGAUCUAGCAAUAUGAUUUAGUAUUAUAUUUAGAAUAAGCGCAAUAAUGAAUGUUAAUUUUAAACCCGAUUGUGAUAACGCGUAGUCGGAUAUUUCGUGCGGAAUUAAAAUGCAAAAUUGCAAUCGUUUAUUGCACAAUUCUGUCACUAUUUGAUUUUUUCAUAGCGAUCUUUUUACUACAAUGUGUCGAUUGAUUAUAUAAAUUAAUUAGAUUACAUGAAUCUCUGGUCUGCGAUAUCAAUCUAUCACUAAUGUAGAAAUUUCUGAUAAAUAUAUUUUUAGAGAAUCUCAUUAAAAAAAGAAUUAUUUGGCCAUUUUAUUUGAUGCAUAUAUAUCGAGAUCGUCCUUUAUCCGAGUGCAUCACUGAUUUAUCUUCUUCGCUUUUACUUUUUAAUUCGUUCUCAUUUAUUCACGAUGCGGAGCAGCUCAAUCUUUGGCGCAUAUUUUUCUAUUAAAAUAUUCAUGACGCCAACGUAUAUAUAUGUCGUAUUUUUAUUCACUACGUAUAUAAAACUUGCAGCAAACGAAGGUAGCUUCAAAGUAAGCAUUCAGGUUGGAUGGAAAAAGGUAUUCUUUGAAUGCAUUCAGAUUGUUUCUUCUACCAAUGUUUUUUACAAUGCAUGUCGAAAUCAUAUAAAAACUACAAAGAAAUUACGCAGAUUUUCUUUGCUUUUACUGCGAAAGACGAAUUUACGAAGUUGACAGUAGGCUAUCACAUAAUUAACGCGUAUUACUUAGUGAGUAAAAAUACGUUGUGAGCUAAUGGCGUCAUUAACCGAACCGGUGAGAAAAAGCGUUUUAGAUGUGAUACAAUAUAAUCUUCGCGCUGCUGGUUACGUAAGUUGUACUAUUUGACUGUUUAAAACAUACAUUUAUAAUUAAAAACUUUUAACGAAAGUGAUACUGAAACGGUGUGAUAUAAAAGGUUCGUGUGUAUAAGAAACAUUAUGUGACGAUUCGUAAUAUUAAAAAUUAAACUGCAAUAA